Molecule: messenger RNA, 4589 nt
Organism: Labrus mixtus (cuckoo wrasse)
Lineage: Eukaryota; Metazoa; Chordata; Actinopteri; Labriformes; Labridae
Gene: esyt1a
Product: extended synaptotagmin-like protein 1a
Exons: 31
Coding region: 263-3511 (1082 amino acids)
Biological process (GO): lipid transport
Molecular function (GO): lipid binding
Source: RefSeq, a predicted model, not a curated record
UUGGUCUCUGCUUGUUCUGCUCACUCAGAGAGAAGCUUCACACGUCAAUGAAACACAAGAAUAGUAGUCAAUUUUAGUGCCCUGCGGAACUGCGCUGAGGGAAGCAGUGGGUAUGAGCUAACCGAUCAAAAGAUGCAGUUUCUCGGGGAUUCCUCUAUGGUUUGUGGAAUAAAGCGGUGGUAAGUCGCCACUGACGCUUGCCACGCAGCAGAAGAAGCAGGAGAAGCCACAGUCUAGGUCGCGAAGUGACACGAAUCUUGCGAUGCCACCAUCGGAUGCAGAGCCGGGCAUGAGCGGAGGCGCUGCGAUUCCAGCCCCGGCCUUACCUAGCCAUCCCCCCGGUGAACGCGCAGUGAGUGUGCUGUGGUCGUUUGGGAAAUGCCUGGGUGCUCUCCUACCGGUGUACCUGGCUGGAUAUUACGGCUUCAGCAUCAGCGUGGUCCUGUUCGGGCUGAUGAUCUAUAUGGGAUGGAAACACAGUCGACUGGAGAAAGUGAUGAGACUCAAGUCUGCCAUGUAUCUCCUGGAUAACGAGAGGACAUUCACCACUGAGAAUGUUUUGAGGACCAAACGGGAUCUGCCUCCAUGGGUCAACUUUCCAGAUGUGGAAAAAGUGGAGUGGCUGAACAAGAUCCUGCAGCAGGCUUGGCCCUUCAUUGGCCAGUACCUGGAAAAGUUGCUGGUGGAAACCAUUGCUCCCGCCAUCCGUACCUCAAGCAUUCAUCUUCAAACACUCAGCUUCACCAAGGUCAACUUAGGAGACAAGGCUCUGAAGGUGGUUGGUGUAAAGGCUCAUACCGAACAUGACAAGAGACAAGUGAUGUUAGAUUUGUACCUCAGCUAUGCUGGUGAUGUCGAGAUCAAUGUGGAAAUCAAAAAGUACUUCUGCAAAGCUGGAGUAAAGGGAGUCCAGCUCCAUGGGAAGCUGCGUGUGAUCCUCGAGCCUCUGAUUGGAGACGUGCCGCUGGUUGGAGCGAUAACAAUGUUCUUCAUCCGUAGACCUAAACUGGACAUCAACUGGACUGGACUCACCAACCUGUUAGAUAUCCCAGGGCUCAAUGCCAUGUCGGACACUAUGAUAAUGGAUGCAAUAGCCUCCCACCUGGUGCUCCCCAACCGUCUCACUGUUCCCCUGGUGGCCAACCUGCACGUUGCGCAGCUCCGAUCCCCUCUCCCAAGGGGAGUUGUGCGCAUCCACCUGCUGGAGGCAGAGGACCUGACAGCCAAGGAUACCGUCAUCAAGGGCCUGAUUGAUGGGAAGUCUGACCCUUAUGCCGUCCUGCGUGUAGGAACCCAGAUCUUCACCUCUCAUCAUGUGGACAGCAACCUGAACCCACAGUGGCGAGAGAUGUUUGAGGUGAUUGUCCAUGAAGUACCUGGUCAGGAGUUGGAGGUGGAAGUGUUUGACAAAGACCCAGACCAGGAUGACUUCCUGGGCAGGGUAAAGGUGGAUCUUGAUAUUGUAAAGAAGGCCCGAGUGGUGGAUGAUUGGUUCAACCUAAAAGACGUCCCCUCUGGCAGUGUUCACCUCCGGCUGGAGUGGCUCUCUCUGCUGUCCUCUGCUGACAGACUGAGUGAGGUGAUCCAGAAGAACCAGAACUUGACCAGCAAAACAGCUGAUCCUCCGUCUGCCGCCAUCCUAGCCAUCUAUCUUGAUCAAGCUCACGCCCUGCCUAUGAGAAAAGGCAAUAAAGACCCGAGCCCCAUGGUGCAGAUUUCCAUUCAGGAUGCAACUAAGGAGAGCAAGACCUGUUACGGGACAAACAGCCCUGUGUGGGAGGAUGCCUUCACCUUCUUUAUUCAGGAUCCUCGUAAACAAGACAUCGACAUUCAGAUAAAGGACGAUGACCGCUCUCUGUCCCUGGGCAGCCUGACUCUCCCUCUGAGCCGUAUUCUUGCGACACCUGAGCUCACCAUGGACCAGUGGUUCCAGCUGGAGAACUCUGGUUCUGCAAGCCGCAUCUACAUCAAAAUUGUGCUUCGGGUGUUGUGGCUGAGUGAGGAUGCCACUCCUACAACUCCGUCUCCUCGUCCCUUACCCCCCGGGUCCAACUCGGGUCAGGGGGGAAUCACAUCAGAGCUGAAUCCUAUGGGGCCCGGCGGGUUAGCUAAACAUCCACCAGCACGACCACAGCAUACCACGCCUGACCCCGAGUUUGCAACUGAGGGGGUUCUGCGUAUCCAUCUGGCCGAGGCUCAGAACCUGAUAGCAAAGGAUAACUUCAUGGGGGGCAUGGUGAAGGGGAAGAGCGACCCCUACGUUAAGAUCCGUGUGGCUGGCGUCACUUACCGAAGCCACACCAUCAAAGAGAACCUAAACCCCGUCUGGAAUGAACUCUACGAGGUGGUUUUGACCCAGCUGCCUGGUCAGGAAAUCCAGUUCGAGCUGUUUGACAAGGACAUCGAUCAGGACGACUUCCUUGGAAGGUUCAAGCUAAACCUACGAGAUAUCAUCAGCGCACAAUUUAUUGAUACGUGGUACACUCUCAAUGACGUGAAGUCGGGCAGAGUUCACCUGGUGCUGGAGUGGCUGCCCAGAGUCUCUGACCUACCCAGACUGGAGCAGAUCCUGCAGUACCAGAACCAGCAGUCGUACCAGAACAAGGUUUUGCCUUCUUCGGUUGUGCUGUUUGUGUAUGUGGAGCGUGCCCAUGGUCUGCCGUUGAAGAAGAGCGGAAAGGAGCCUAAAGUUGGAGCGGACGUCAUCUUCAAAGGCGUUUCACACAGAACCAAGAUUUGUGAGCGUUCCACAUCACCUCGUUGGGAUGAAGCCUUCCACUUCUUGGUUCGUGACCCCGGAGACGAAACACUGACAGUGAAGCUCUCACACAGCUGGGGUCAGGCCCUCGGGUCCCUGACUCUUCCUCUCAGAGAGGUUCUGUUCGAGCCGGGCUUAGUGCUCGACCGCUGGCUCAAUCUGGACGGAGCGCUGCCAGAGAGCCAGAUACUACUGAGGGUCACACUCAAGAUCUUGGACACUCAGCUGGCCGUGUGUCGUAAGCCUCCAGGGGACGCAGGCAGUGAUGCUGGAGGAGAUGAAGUAUUGCCUAGAUGGGUGCCUUCCCAUUUAGACAUCAGACAGAGAAGUGGAUUCAACCUAUCUGGUGACAACACAGGCUCAACAGGACAGGUGAAGCUAACCAUCGGCUACUCAGUGGAGGAGAGCAGGCUAUUCAUCGCCGUUCAUGCCUGCAGAGCCCUCGCCGCCUGCUCCAAAGACGGUGCUGACCCUUAUGUUUCCUUCAUCCUGCUUCCUGACAAGAAGGCAACAACCAAGAGGAGAACUGCCACCAAGAAGAGAGACCUCAACCCAGAGUUUAACGAGAGGUUUGACUUUGAUUUCUCUCUGGAGGAGUCCAUACAGAGAAGACUGGACCUGUCUGUGAAGAACAGCGUCUCCUUCAUGAGCAGAGAGAGGGAGCUUAUAGGCAAGUUGCUGCUGGACCUGGACCAAAUUGACCUCAAGACUGGUGUCACACAAUGGUACGAUUUGGUGGCAGAGGCCAACUAGAAGAAUCAGCUGUUGGUCUUAAAUUAUAUAUAACUAUAAGUGUCGCUUCUGUGAUCUGUGAUUUGUGUGUUUGUAUAUUCAGCUUAAAUUAAAAUUUCCAUCACUGAAGAAAAACAUAAUGAAUGACAUAUCAGCUCUACAACACUCCAUCAGUAUUCAUGAUAAGAAACUUACCAUGUAGCUAAUCAUCCGUAAUGUGUUACUGUGCUGAAUCCUGACGUCUCGCACAGAUCCUUCAGUAGAAUAUUUUGGCUGGAUAGAUAUUUGAUAUUAAUGCAACUAUGUUGCAGAAAAUAAGUUUAUAAAUGUUAAAAGCAUGUUGAAGUCCUCUUUGUAUGAUAUUUACAAAAGGGCUUGUACUGUCUUUAAUAUCUAAAUGUAUGACAAGGUUUUAUGGAUUUACAUCGUCUAACACCUGAAAAAAAGAUUGCAGUUAAUUUUAUUUUUUACAAUCCUCAAAUUAUGCCAGAUAUUACUUUUUUAAAUAUAUGUUUUUAUUAUUGCCUUAAGUAUUACAAAACUGUGCACACUUUGUCAGUGUUCUUGAAUUUUGUUCCAAAUGAAGUUUUAUAUGUUUUAACCAGAGCUCUCUUAAAGUUGCUUUUAUAAAUCUAAGUAUUACAAACCUAGACCCUCACAUUUACCACUGAAAACAGAGGUAUGAUACUGUAAGAAGAGUCUUAAUCACUGUGCUUUUAUGAAGAGAUAACUUUGUAUAUACUGAAAACACAUCGCUCGUGUUCUUCUGCACAUUUUUGCCUGUGUUUGUAGGUGUUUGUAGCGCUAAAUGCAACAGGCUGAAGAUGUCAGUCGUGUUUUUAUUUUUUAAGCAAAACAGUUAGGAGCUUAUGUGUAGCAAGCAAAUUCUGUAGGCCUACACCAACAGUGAGACAACAGUACACCCAUGUACUGACACUGUUACCUUACCACGGACAGUUUGACACUGAUUUGUGGUAACGGCAAGAAAAUAGCAUUUGAAUGUCAGAUCUGUAGAAGAUAAACUGCUGAGCUUUGACAUUAUUUGAACAUAUAAUCAUGUAUUUGCUGAAGUUGUUGAUUAAAGUUUGCACUCACAUGA